AUGUAUUCCGGAUUCGGAGGCGCCUAUGACCCUAGCAACCCAGAGCACCUUCACAACCUGGCGCGCCAUGGCCGACGACCCAUCAUACAGCGGUUCGACGAGUACUACAGAUGCUAUCCCGUCAUCAUGGCCCCGGGUUCUGAGCGCCCGGAGCUCAACUAUGGCUCAAAAAUCAUCCUCCCGCCUUCGGCUCUGGACAAGGUCUCCAAGCUCCACGUCCAGUGGCCCCUUUUGAUGGAGAUGAUCAACGGUGAAAAGGGCAAGCACUCUCACGCAGGGGUGCUCGAGUUCAUCGCCGAAGAAGGACGAGCAUAUAUCCCGCAGUGGAUGAUGAUAACGCUCGGCAUGGACGUGGGGGACAUGAUCCAGAUCCGAACCACCUCUCUUGAGCUUGCCAAGAUGGUCAAGUUGCAACCCCAGUCUGUCAACUUCCUCGAAAUCAGCGAUCCCAAGGCCGUUCUCGAGAGGGCGUUUAGAAACUUCGCGACUCUCACGAAAGGCGACGUGUUCAACUUUGAGUAUAACGAUGAAAUCUUCGACGUGGCCGUCCUCGACGUCAAGCCAGAUACAGACAAGAUGGGCGUCAGUAUGAUCGAGACGGACGUGUCCGUCGAUUUCGCCCCCCCUGUUGGCUACGUCGAGCCGGAGAAGAAGAGCGGCACCAGCACCCCUCGCAGCACCCGCGGCGGUGUCCCGGCCGGGGGAGUAUUGCAUAACCAGGGGACCAUGGCCCAGGCCAUCAACUACAACGCAAUCGCCCCGUUCGUCACGAGCACGCCUACAAGCUUCCUCGGUGAGGGUCAGCGUCUGGCCAAGAAGGGCAGCAAAAACGCGACUCCCAAGCCGGACACGCCGGUCCCGGCUGAUCCCGCCGCGUUGCCCAAGCGGCGGACAGGCGCCCCUGCACCCCUGAGACUACCCACCAACAAGCUGUUCUUCGGAUACGAGCUGAAGCCGGUGAAGACUGACGACGACAAGAAGAAGGAAAAGGAGAAUGCCGAGAAGCCUCAUUUUGCCGGCCAGGGGCAAAGUCUUCGUGGAACGGCCAAAAGAAAGGGGGAAGCAGAUGAUAAGUCCAAGGCGCCAGAAAAAAAGGGGCCAAGCGAAGGUCAUCGCUUGGAUGGCCGUCAGCCGAGGUGA
Molecule: messenger RNA, 1140 nt
Organism: Hirsutella rhossiliensis
Lineage: Eukaryota; Fungi; Ascomycota; Sordariomycetes; Hypocreales; Ophiocordycipitaceae
Product: ubiquitin fusion degradation protein UFD1 domain-containing protein
Exons: 3
Coding region: 1-1140 (379 amino acids)
Cellular component (GO): VCP-NPL4-UFD1 AAA ATPase complex
Molecular function (GO): polyubiquitin modification-dependent protein binding
Source: RefSeq, a predicted model, not a curated record